Cylicostephanus goldi is the source of this 411-nucleotide messenger RNA. NCBI's taxonomy places the organism in Eukaryota, Metazoa, Nematoda, Chromadorea, Rhabditida, Strongylidae. The record is from the annotation of a GenBank genome assembly.
AUGUCUUUAGGAGGACCCAGGGAAUUCCUGCACACAUUCAGCAUGUGCUGCCCACAAUCAAGCGAAAAUCAUAGCGGUGUUAAUCCUCGUUUGGUGUACAUCACAACUCCACUUGGAAACUUCUUCGACCUUUUAUCAUUGAUUAAUAGUGCCGUCAACUUUGUACUAUGUGCACUUAUGUCUCAUGACCCAGUUUAUCUCUUACUAAAUUGUAGGGAAUUCCUGCACACAUUCAGUAUGUGCUGCCCACAAUCAAGCGAAAAUCACAGCGGUGCUCCGAUCACGAAAACAACAAAAAUUUCGCUCUUCACCACAUUAUCAUCACCAUUUCGGAAAGUUAAAGGAUUUCUACCAGUACCGACUUCGGAUCGUGACUCACAACAAAAUAAUCGAGUGGCGGGUGCUCUCUAA